UCAUGCUCUUGCAGUUUCGUCUUCUCCUCUCAUCAAAACAGAUUCCCAAAAUCGGCAAAUCUCUCUCUAUUUCGAAUUGAAAUCUUGUGAUUUAGGGCUUCGAUGGAGAAGAACGGAGGCGCUACGUGGGCUGAUCAGUGGGACUACAACCCGGACCCGGUCUCUGUACCCGAUACCAAGAAGAAGAGCGGGAACAACACGAGUAAUUACAAGCAGAAGGUCGGAGAAGGCCUCGGGAAGACCAAAGCAGUGGCGUCGAUUGGCGUUAAGAAGGUCAAGGAAGGGACCGCCGUCGGAUUUCAGUGGAUCAAAGACAAGUAUCACAAAACUACUCAGAAAAAAUAAUAGCUGAUUCUAUAUAUAGAGAUGAUCAUGCCUUCAUUUACGACUACUCUGUGUUCGAUCGCUCCUUGUUCAUAUUUGAUUAUGAUCGUUUUUUUUCUUUAAUUUUUCCUUUGUUUGUUUAUACUUGUAGUACAGAUAAUUGAUUUACUGGAUUUUAUAGGAUUGUGUGGAUUUUUUUUUUUUUGGUCAAAAUCUCCUGGAUUUGUUCUCUCUCUUAUUCAUAUUUGCUCAAUUGUUCUUGA
Molecule: messenger RNA, 587 nt
Organism: Tripterygium wilfordii
Lineage: Eukaryota; Viridiplantae; Streptophyta; Magnoliopsida; Celastrales; Celastraceae
Exons: 1
Coding region: 103-345 (80 amino acids)
Source: RefSeq, a predicted model, not a curated record